GUAGAAAUGUUGCGGAUCCGCGGCACUGGGAAAGGCUGAAUGGAAUCAACAUUGAGCACAAAUAAAAUUCGUCAACACUCAACCGGAGCACCCAAAACAUUGUCUUACAAAAAUACUGGCUUCUUGUAGUUCUCCCUAGACGUCCUGACCCUCAGCCUCCCCAUGCCUCCAUCUCCCCUCGACGACAGAAUUGUGGUGGCGCUGCCAAGGCCGAUCCGACCUCAGGAACUCCGACUGUGCCUGGAUACCAGCUACCUGGACACCACCGUCACCAGCCACAGCAGCAAGGCAACGGUCAUCAGCACCACGGUGGUGAAGAUCCGGGCGACCAACCUCACGUAUAUGCCCUCAUCCAACGGCUCCACGCGCUCCCUGUCUUGUGGAUGCAGCAGUGCCAGCUGCUGCUCAGUCACCACCUACGAGAAGGACAGCCAGCACAACCAGCGUCACCAGCAGAGCCACCAGAGCCAUGUGAGCCAGGUGAGCGCCAGCAGCCCCAACCUCAGCUAUGCUGGACCCACCUCUUCCUCCAACCCCAUGGGCAUGGUCCACCAUGAGGCCUUUAGUGACCCCAGUCUCACCUCAGGCUCACCCAAGGCUCUAGGGUCCACCAUCCGGGUCAUCCACCCCAAUGAGCUGGCCAAGCGAAUGGCCAGAUGCCCCAUGGGACACCUGGUCGGGCCGGUCCCGGUCGUCAUCGAUUGCCGACCCUUCAUGGAGUACAACAAGAGCCACAUCCAGGGAGCGGUACACAUCAACUGUUCGGACAAGAUCAGCCGGCGGCGGCUGCAGCAGGGCAAGAUCACAGUGUUGGACCUCCUGUCAUGCCGCGAGUCUUCCGGCAAGGACUCCUUCAAAAGCAUCUUCUCCAAAGAGAUCGUGGUGUAUGACGAAAAUACCAUGGAUCCCCAGAGGGUGACUUCCUCACAGCCCCUCCAUGUGGUCCUGGAUUCGCUGAGGAGGGAGGGAAAGGACCCCAUCGUUCUCAAAGGGGGCCUCAGCUCCUUUAGACAGAACCACCAGAGCCUGUGUGACCACUCCCUCCACCUCCACGAGAGCCUGGACGCCAGCAUGGGCGUCAGUGGGGCCUCCGGCCACACGGGGAUGCUACCUCACUCCAUGUCCCUGCCCUCCACGCCGGACAUCGAGAAUGCCGACCUGACGCCAAUUCUGCCCUUCCUCUACUUGGGCAAUGAGCACGACGCACAGGACGCCCACACGCUGCAGCGCUACAACAUCAGCUUCGUGCUUAACGUUACCACCCACCUGCCGCUCUACCAUUACGAUACGGGUCUCUUCAGCUACAAGCGGUUACCCGCAACUGACAGCAACAAGCAGAACCUGCGCCAGUACUUUGAGGAGGCAUUUGAAUUCAUCGAGGAAGCACAGCAAGCAGGGAUGGGCCUCUUGAUCCACUGCCAGGCGGGUGUGUCUCGCUCGGCCACCAUUGUCAUCGCCUACCUGAUGAAGCACACCUGGAUGACCAUGACAGAUGCCUACAAGUUCGUCAAGACUCGGCGGCCCAUCAUUUCACCCAACCUUAACUUCAUGGGCCAGCUGCUUGAGUUCGAGGAGGACUUGAACAACGGUGUCACGCCGCGCAUCCUCACGCCGAAGCUCAUUGGGGUGGAGACCAUGGUUUAAGGAGGACACCUGCCAUUCCUGCUUUAGGAGGACAUCCAACAGGCUACUCAUAAAGGCUGAUUCUGAGAGAGAAAUCUUUAUUUCAGAAUCUCCUAAUCUCCUAAUCAUGCUCUUUUGGGACUGUCACAGGAGUGCCAAAGUUCUUGAGAUGAGAUACGCCAAAAAUCCCAGCUGUUCUGAACUGGCCGGCUUCCCGGAGGAACAGCAGUGUUAUAGGGAGAGAAAACGGUCAGUGGGGAGCUGUCUGUGCAUGACAACGGAGGAGCAAAAACAUGGAAGGAAAAGAAAAUAGAUGAACUAUUUUGAGAGAAAAAAACACCAUGUUCUGUGGGGACUGAGCAAUUUAGUAGUUAUUGAAACUGAACUCUUCAGGCUCACACUGUGCUGUGGCUCAUGGUUAAUGUUGCAGGCAGGCUGGGAACGAGCUGGCCGAGGCGGUGCCUGUCAGAAAAGAUGAAGACUUGUUUGGUGUGUUCUUGUUCUAUUUUUAUACAGGAGUUUAUGGGCGUGACCAUGACAAGCCCAAAGUGGCUUACUGUGCAAUAAUUUCUGAGUGGACUGCGCCUGAGAGCUUGAUAUUAUGUGUAUAUAUGGGUAUUCAAUGACGAUUUCCAGCUCCGCCGCUGAUUUGACAUUAAGUACCUUUCUUUUAUUUUUUAUUGUUGUUCUCAAUUCCGUAUUUUUUGGCACAUACAAUUGAGCUGUUACGUUUGGCACAAAUUAGAUUGACAAAAUAGUUGUAUUUUUUUUAAGUGUCUCAGUUGUAUGUGUAUAUUUGUUUCAUUCUGUUUACUCUUCAAAAAUACUAUACAUGAAAACAUUCGCGUUGUCUGGGUUUUUUGUUUUCCAACUGUGUUUUUCCAUUGCCCAUCACCAUCAACCAUACCAUUUGUUUUUAGUAAUACAUUUACUGCCAUAAGAGCUUUGUACCACAAGUUUACUGAAAGCAGAUAUAUUGCUCCUCAAACAAAAUGGUGGUAAUCCUGUUUUAAGUAUUACUUCAGUUGUAAAGUAGAUUUGAGGACUAUUCUGUGUUUCUUUUUAAAUAAUUUAUCCUCACUUCUAACCUGUCCCUCUUUUAAUGUAGUGUCUAACCUCUCCAGAUAUAUUUUGGUAUAGUUGCCCUUAUAGAGUAUGAUUUACUACAUUACAAAGUAACACAGUUCUGAGAUUACCUUGAAUUGGGCCUCUGGCAUCAAACAAGACAUUGUAUCAAGGGUCAUUGUUAAAAGUCAGACCUGUCGUAGAAGGAAGGUACUGUAACCCCUUUCUAAUAUUUUGAAACCUCACAGUCCUGCCUCUAAGCUAAGCUAACGGGGAGCUCUUGUUCUGCCACUUCGUGUAACACCAAGCUCAGUACUUGUGCCUCUAUCUAUGCCUUAACUAACACCUAUCUUUUCUCCACUGGAUCUUUUUGCGUCACUGUACAGUACAGGCCAUCAUCGCAUGCAGACAGAAGCAGCCGAGCAGGCUGGGGUCGACUACACGGCCAAACCUUCAGCAGCAGCAGUCAACUCUGUGAUACAUUCAAAAGGAUAUUAAGGCAGUUUGCACACAGUUUCACUCCAAAGAGCCUGUCACAGAAUUUGUUUUAAAACCAAAUUUCACUAAUGGACUCUGUGCUGCUUUGAUUUUUAAGACACUUUGGGCUAUUUAGAUAAUGUGUAUUUUAAAAUGACUAUGAUCUGGUGCUGAAUCUGAUAUUUGAAAGGAGAAUUGAGAUCCUGACCAACUUAUAGUCUAAGCCUCUUCCACAUAGGCUGUGCUGAAGCAAAAAAGUCUGUGAUGGCUGUGUGUGUGACUCCGCGCUGAGCUUUUGAAUCUCAUCAAAGACGAGUCACUGAAAUGUUACCUUGCAUAAUGCAUGCUGUUUCAAACAAGGUGAUGUGCAGCCACUUAGCUGCUAAUUAUGGUGAUGCUCAGUUUUGGCCCUAACUAGCGUUAGCAUUAGGGUUAGCGCAACAACUCAAACAAUGGUAUACUAUACAACGAAAGACAAAAUAGGGUCGUAAUUCAAUAGGGCAUGCAAUGCUUAAAAAAUUUCACAAAAGAAAAUGGAUAUUUGAGUUUUCAUUGGAUAAGUGGGUCCGGCCCGCAAGGGGGUCCAAAAUUGGGCGGGAUAACUCAAUAUACUUUAAAAUGACUAAAACCAUAUCAAAACUGUGGAAAUUAGAAUGGAACUACAUUUAUAUAGUUUCUUGACUGUAUCCAGCUCGCUAAUAUUCACCUAAAUUAAAGCUAGACAGUCAGGGAGUAUCGAAAAUUCGAAAAACGAUGGAUAGAUUCAAAUUUUGGAUAGAUGCAAAUUUAGAUGCAAAUAUUUACGCCGUGGAAGUAAAACACAUUCGCAAUCAUAAUAUUUGUGUGCCAGUGUCCUUGGGGUUUGAACUGAAGUUACUUUGCAUAUAGGUUAUAUACAUACUGUUGCUACUGUUGCACCCAAAACCUCAUGAUUAUUCAUCGUAUAGUCCACUCAAGAAAACAUUUGAGAGUUUAGGGAGACUACAAGACAAAUUAAGCAAAUUGAGGUGUUCUUUAGGAGAUUGCACAGCUAAAGAGAGUACAAAGCAUUUAUCUAUCCACAAAAUAUCUAUGUAUUGGGGUAAUAAAUUAUAUUUUUUGAAUUCUCACCUAUUCUUCCUGUCUUCAGUUGCUAUUAUCAUUUACAGUACAUUGGUGUAUAUUGGUGCUAUACAAAUACUGUACGUGGAUAUGACUGGUCUUCAAACGUUUACCAUACGUUUGUAGCUUGUACAUUUACAGUAUAUGAAAUGAUAACCAUCUGAACCAAUUAAGUAAAAAAUAUAAACCCCCAUUUCUCUUCCACUGGUUCCUAAACCUGUUCCCUAUCGACACAUAUUUGCUUUUCAUUUGUAAUUACAAUGUGUUAUUUGAUUGAUAAAUGUUACUGUUGUACAUUCUUCUUCUAUGGUUGGAAAACAAAGCAUGUGUAUUGAGUGUCCCCGGUCGGUUCAUGAGAGACGCUCAUAACUCUCUACUGUCUUUCCAAUGAUGCUCUCUCACUGUGGAUGUCGAGCUUUUAUGCCUCGUUCCAAAUGGCACCCAAUAUCAGCGAUUUGGGGGAUUUUAGUUUCUUGUUAAAAAAGACUAUAAAAUGACCAGGGUGGGUUUACUUUAGGACAUGUAUUCCCACAAAUAGAAAAAUCAUAUCGCAAUGUAAUCAAUAUAUUAAAUUAUUGUUAUUUUCAAAUGCAAUCUCUUUUUGGGUUUAGCUGUGGUCAAUUUGCAGUUUACAAAUUAUUCAAAUUAUGUUCCGGCCCCCCUCUGACGAAAAUCAGCCCGCUGCUGAAUAUAUUUGCCUACCCAUGCCCUCCAUAGUGCACUUCUUUUGAUUAGACUUGUCAAAAGUAGUGCAUUAAAUAGGGAGUGGGGUGCCAUUUGGGAGGCAACUUUUGUGUCUCUCGCCAAGGCGGUUUUGAGUGACAGCUCCCUGAAAGGGAUUCCGGUGUAUGGCUUUUAUUUGGAAAGACACCUCUGUAUUAGAACCAUUUAAAACUGUCAUAUUUGAUUUGGGACUGUUUAUGGCUAGACCUGUUUGAGUUUCUGCUUUGGGCUCGGAGACUCUGGGGAGAACAGGGGGGUCACUAUACAAGUGUAUGUACUUUAACAGUGAGUGUGUGUCUAUAGUUCCGCAGUUAAAGAAUAUACUCUAUAUUCACAACUUUUCUAUGCAUAAAUUUAUAUCCAUUACUAUGUUUGCACUGACCUAUGGAUGGACAGCUGGAUUUUAUUUUUUCACAAAGGGUGCUAUUAUAAUGGAGGCCUUCUCCCGGACAACACCAUUUUGCAUGACCUGCUUAAUAUUACCCCCUAUGACGGAUCUAUGACUAUGAACCUCUCCUCCUCUCUAUUCUUAAACAGUUGUGGUUUAAGCACUGUAAUUUUGUAAUCCCUUCCCUACUUGUAAGGUUUAAAAUAAACCAAGGCUAAAAGUUU
This is a messenger RNA of Oncorhynchus masou masou (cherry salmon), 5601 nucleotides long. Its product is annotated as dual specificity protein phosphatase 10-like. Gene Ontology annotation, biological process: protein dephosphorylation; negative regulation of JUN kinase activity. The coding region runs from base 163 to 1644 and encodes 493 amino acids. Lineage: Eukaryota; Metazoa; Chordata; Actinopteri; Salmoniformes; Salmonidae. Gene Ontology annotation, cellular component: cytoplasm. The transcript is spliced from 4 exons. Gene Ontology annotation, molecular function: MAP kinase tyrosine phosphatase activity; MAP kinase tyrosine/serine/threonine phosphatase activity; protein tyrosine/threonine phosphatase activity. The record is from RefSeq and is a predicted model, not a curated record.